Messenger RNA from Propithecus coquereli (Coquerel's sifaka), 494 nucleotides. Its product is annotated as fibroblast growth factor 6-like. Gene Ontology annotation, molecular function: fibroblast growth factor receptor binding; growth factor activity. The annotation marks the transcript as partial. Gene Ontology annotation, cellular component: cytoplasm. The record is from RefSeq and is a predicted model, not a curated record. NCBI's taxonomy places the organism in Eukaryota, Metazoa, Chordata, Mammalia, Primates, Indriidae. The transcript is spliced from 2 exons. Gene Ontology annotation, biological process: positive regulation of cell population proliferation; animal organ morphogenesis; regulation of cell migration.
UUUAGGGCCAUUAAUUCUGACCACGUGCCUGAGAGGCAAGGUGGAUGGCCCUGGGACAGAGGCUGUUCAUCACUAUGUCCCGGGGAGCAGGACGUCUUCAGGGCACGCUGUGGGCUCUCGUCUUCCUAGCCGUCCUAGUGGGCAUGGUGGUGCCCUCGCCUGCAGGCACCCGCGCCAACAACACGCUGCUGGACGCAAGGGGCUGGGGCACCCUGCUAUCCAGGUCUCGCGCUGGGCUAGCUGGAGAGAUCGCCGGGGUGAACUGGGAAAGUGGCUAUUUGGUGGGGAUCAAGCGGCAGCGGAGGCUCUACUGCAACGUGGGCAUCGGCUUUCACCUCCAGGUGCCCCCCGACGGCCGGAUCAGCGGCACCCACGAGGAGAACCCCUACAGCCUGCUGGAGAUUUCCACAGUGGAGAGAGGUGUGGUGAGUCUCUUUGGGGUGCGAAGCGCCCUCUUUGUUGCCAUGAACAGUAAAGGAAGAUUGUACACAACG